Molecule: messenger RNA, 2342 nt
Organism: Gadus chalcogrammus (walleye pollock)
Lineage: Eukaryota; Metazoa; Chordata; Actinopteri; Gadiformes; Gadidae
Gene: lingo1a
Product: leucine rich repeat and Ig domain containing 1a
Exons: 2
Coding region: 186-2036 (616 amino acids)
Cellular component (GO): extracellular matrix
Molecular function (GO): protein binding
Source: RefSeq, a predicted model, not a curated record
GAGUUGGACCGUCUGGGAGGAUCGGAGGGGCUCUCGUUCUUUCUUCCUUUCCCCUCCCCAAACGGGCAUGGACUCGAGACCCGCCGCGUGUGUGUUUGAGUGUCGAUGGCUGGGGAGUUGCCGUUGGGGAGUUAACGCGUGAGGAUGCUCGGGAACAGUGAGGACUACAGCAGGUAACUAACAAGAUGGCGGCCAGGGGUGCGAACGGGCGCAGCUACCACGUGGCGUGCUGGCAGCAGAUUCUGAUCCUGAUGUUGGGCACCGUGCUGUCUGGCUCCGCCACAGGCUGCCCGUCCCGCUGCGAGUGCAACGUCCAAGAGCGCGCCGUCUUGUGCCACCGCAAGAAGCUCAUGUCGGUUCCGGAGGGAAUCCCCGCCGAGACGCGGCUGCUGGACCUCAGCAAGAACCGCAUCCGCACCAUCAACCCGGACGAGUUCUCCGGCUUCCCCAGCCUGGAGCACCUGGAGCUCAACGAGAACACCAUCUCCACAAUCGAGCCGGGGGCGUUCAACAACCUGUACGGCUUGCGGACACUGGGCCUGCGCAGCAACAAGCUGAAGCUGAUCCAGCUCGGGGUGUUCACGGGCCUGAGCAACCUCACCCACCUGGACAUCAGCGAGAACAAGAUCGUCAUCCUGUUGGACUACAUGUUCCAGGACCUGUACAGCCUGCGCUCCUUGGAGGUGGGCGACAACGACCUGGUUUUCAUCUCGCACCGGGCGUUCCACGGCCUCAGUAGCCUGGAGCACCUGAGCCUGGAGAAGUGCAACCUGUCGUCGGUGCCCACGGAGGCCUUCACCCACCUCCACAGCCUGGUGACGUUCAAGCUGCGCCACCUCAACAUCAACGUCAUACGGGAUUACUCCUUCAAGCGGCUCUACCGGCUCAAGGUGCUGGAGAUGGCCAACUGGCCCUACUUGGAUACUAUGACGCCGAACUGCUUGUACGGAUUAAACCUCACCUCGCUCACCAUCGGGAAUGCAAACCUUACGACCGUCCCCUACGUGGCCCUGCGCCACUUGGUCUACCUGCGCUUUCUCAACCUGUCCUACAACCCCAUCCACACCAUCGAGGGGAAUAAGCUCCACGAUCUCCUCCGCCUGCAGGAGUUCCACCUGGUCGGCGGCAGGCUGGCGAUGAUCGAGCCCUACUCCUUCCGCGGUCUCAACUACCUGAAGAUCCUCAACGUGUCCGGGAACUCCCUCAGCACGCUGGAGGAGUCCGCGUUCCACUCGGUGGGGAACCUGGAGACCCUGGCGCUCUACGACAACCCGCUGGCCUGCGACUGCCGCCUGCUGUGGGUGUUCCGGAGGCGGUGGAGGCUGAACUUCAACAAGCAGCAGCCCACCUGCGCCUCCCCGGAGUUCGUCCAGGGCAAGGAGUUCAAGGACUUCCCCGACGUGCUGAAGCCCAACUACUUCACGUGCCGCAGGUCCCGGAUCAGGGACCGCAAAGCCCAGCAGAAGUUCGUGGACGAGGGGGCCAUCGUCCACUUCACCUGCCAGGCGGACGGGGACCCCGCGCCCCUGAUCAUGUGGCUCUCCCCGCAGAAGAAGUACAUCACCACCAAGACCAUCGGGAGGCUCUCCGUGCUGCCAGACGGCACGCUGGAGGUUCGCUACGCCCAGGUCCAGGACAACGGCACGUACGUGUGCGUGGCCAGCAACGCGGGCGGGAACGACACAUCCCCGGCCCACCUCCACAUACACAGCUAUUCGCCCGACUGGCCACACCAGCCCAACAAGACCCUGGCCUUCAUGUUCAACCAGCCCGCGGAAAACAGCACCAACGGCACGCGGGCCAACGCCCCGUUCCCCUUCGACAUCAAGACUCUGAUCAUCGCGACCACGAUGGGCUUCAUAUCGUUCCUCGGCGUGGUGCUCUUCUGCCUUGUCUUGCUCUUCCUGUGGAGCAGAGGCAAGGGGAACACCAAACACAACAUUGAGAUCGAGUACGUGCCCCGUAAGUCAGACGCUGGGAUUAGCAGCAGCAACACUGCGGACGCUCCCCGUAAAUUUAACAUGAAAAUGAUCUAAGGAAAGGCAGGCGUGGACGAGCCAAUGAACUGUUGAACAUUAUGAAAAAAGAUUAACAAUGGAAAGACUAUUACUAAGACUUUUUGGUUGCCGCUCCUAUGAACCUGUGGACCCUGGUCUGUUAACAUAAAGGAGUCUGUUUUUUUUCUGACUGAAACACAUCAAUGGAGGACCUUUCUUGGCUUUUAAGUGAAGGUGAAUCUGGCGUGGAGGAUGGUAGUGGGUUUUGUGGAUUUCUAGGCCUGGCUUGAAGGUCAUUUUUGUGGUAAGCAGAUAAUAUCUGGGGAUUCAUUGCAUAUACAGUAU